GGGAGUGAGCUGGGCUGAGCGGCUCGGACGGGGGGACCAUGGAGAUCUUCAGCAUUCAGCAGUUGGUAAGUGAUGAGCGCUAUGAGGGGAAAAUGCGCAGUUUCGAGGGGCUGGCGAGAGGCACAGCCUGGGAGCCGGAAAGGUGGCGGUCCGGCCUGGCCAGCAUGUGGGAUGCAGUGGACAAGGAGAGGCAGAAGACAGAAGAGGAGAAGAAGAAAAAGCUCGAGGCAUUCAACAAUUCCAGACUGAAGCUUGACAGCCUGCAGGACUUGGAGGCCAUCGUCCAGCUUCGCAAGACAAAGAAGAAAGUGAAGAAGGUGGUCCUUCCCAAGAAGCAAGAGCCAGAAGAGAUUACAGCGCCCGUGCAGCCAGAGCAGUUCCUUCAGGCGGCACUGGAAAACCAGGUUCUUGUGGUCAAGAAAUACCUGGCAGAUGGAGGGGACCCCAACGCUCACGACAAGUUCCGAUGCACAGCCCUGCACUGGGCCUGUUUGCGGGGCCACACAGAGAUCGUGGAGAGGCUGCUGGAAGCGGGGGCUGUUCUGGAGCCGAGAGAUAUGCUGGAAGCGACGCCGGUGUUUUGGGCCUGCCGUGGAGGGCACCUGGAGAUCCUCAAGCACUUGAUCAACCGGGGAGCCAAGAUCUCAUCCCGGGACAAGCUCUGGAGCACCCCGCUGCACGUGGCCGUCCGAACCGGGCACUCCGAGUGCGCCGAGUACCUCAUUGCCUGCGGGGCGAACAUCAACGCGCAGGACAAGGAGGGAGACACGCCGAUCCACGACGCGGUGCGGCUCGGGCGGUUCAAGGCGGUGAAGACGCUGCUGCUGUACGGCGCCAACCUGGGCAUCCCGAACGAGGAGGCGGUGACUCCGGUGGACCUGGUGAAGGACUGGCAGACGGGCAUCCGGGAGACGCUGCAAGCGUGUGCAGACCGGCAGCAAUUGCCCAUCAGGAGCCGCUGA
Varanus komodoensis (Komodo dragon) is the source of this 962-nucleotide messenger RNA. RefSeq names its product ankyrin repeat domain 23 (gene ANKRD23). The transcript has 9 exons. Bases 39 to 962 code for a protein of 307 amino acids. The record is from RefSeq and is a predicted model, not a curated record. Lineage: Eukaryota; Metazoa; Chordata; Lepidosauria; Squamata; Varanidae. Gene Ontology annotation, molecular function: protein binding.